UUUCGGUAAACACAAAAGAAGCAGUGAAUUAAAAUGAUGUCGAUCUCUCCAUCGCUCUUCGACCGAGGGUUCAGCAUAUUUGAUCCCUUCCAGAGUUUCUUCUCUGACAAUUCCAAUCUAUUGGGUAUUUCCACCAACACAGAGAUGGAUUGGAAGGAAACCAAAGAUGCCCAUGUCUUCCAAGUGGAUCUUCCAGGCCUCACCAAGAACGACGUGAAACUAGAGCUUCAUGAAGGGAAGGUUCUUCAGAUCACAGGGGAAAGGAGCGAAGUAGACGCAGCGGAGAAGGACGAGAAAUGGCAUUGCAAGGAGAGGACAGUUGGCAAGUUCACCCGGCGAAUAUUUCGUCUACCGGAGAACGCAAAGAUGGAUGAGAUAAAAGCUACAAUGGAGAACGGAGUGCUAACAGUGACUGUGCCAAAAAAUGAAGAUGAAGAGGUCAAGGAAACAAAGCACAGAGCCGUCGAAAUCACUGGUGAUGAUGAACACCAACACCAACGUAUUUCCAAAGGACUUGGUCGUUUCGUGUGUUGCAAAGCUUAACUAAAUUCAUUAGA
Molecule: messenger RNA, 557 nt
Organism: Telopea speciosissima
Lineage: Eukaryota; Viridiplantae; Streptophyta; Magnoliopsida; Proteales; Proteaceae
Product: 17.8 kDa class I heat shock protein-like
Exons: 1
Coding region: 34-543 (169 amino acids)
Biological process (GO): protein complex oligomerization; response to heat; protein folding
Source: RefSeq, a predicted model, not a curated record